AUGAAAUCUCUCCAAACCUUCUUCGGAAUCGGCAACAACGUCUCCUCCCGCCUCCUCGCCCGCUUCCACAUCCACCCAACCGCCAAAAUAGGCGAUCUACAGAAUCAACAAGUCCUCGACAUCACAGCCGCACUAUCCGAAAUGAAGAUCGAGAAUGACUUGCGCCGACAAAUUUUGGAUGAUAUCAAGCGGUUGAGGGAUACGGGUACAUAUCGCGGCAGGAGGCAUGCGUUGGGCUUGCCUGUGAGAGGACAGAAUACUCGCAGUCAGAUCAAAACCGCGUACAAACUCAACUCUGCCGAGAGAAAACUUUAA
Talaromyces amestolkiae is the source of this 315-nucleotide messenger RNA. RefSeq lists its product as uncharacterized. Gene Ontology annotation, biological process: translation. The record is from RefSeq and is a predicted model, not a curated record. NCBI's taxonomy places the organism in Eukaryota, Fungi, Ascomycota, Eurotiomycetes, Eurotiales, Trichocomaceae. Gene Ontology annotation, cellular component: small ribosomal subunit; mitochondrion; ribosome. Gene Ontology annotation, molecular function: structural constituent of ribosome; RNA binding. The coding region runs from base 1 to 315 and encodes 104 amino acids. The transcript has 3 exons.